ACUUUCCGCUCUUCUGCAUCUCGCGUUCUCGACUACUAGCUUUAAUUGCUGCAAUCACGCGUGCGGCCUCACAGCUGCGCUGCAUACUCGACAAGCAUCUGUAGUGCAACCCGAACAGUCAACAUACGCUUAGAAGGGGCCUGAAGCUUUGUCGCUCCGCAUCGCCAUCCGAGCAUCCUGACCACGAAAGCAUCGAAACCAUCGAAUCGCACUGUCUCACCUGAAGGCAUCAAAGUAAUCAUGGCUGGGAUGAUGGCGAAGCGCCUGGGGAAAGAGUUGGCAAAGCUGCAGAGGGAGACACCGAAAGGCAUUACGAUAGUGUCGGCCGAUGACUUCAAAGAAUGGACGAUGGAUAUCCAAGUGCUGGGCAAUCCGAUGUACAAUCCGGAAGAGAAAUAUCGCAUCAAAAUAACAUAUCCAAAUGCAUACCCGAUCGAGCCUCCCGAAGUUGUCUUCAUGCAACUGUCAGAUCCCGCGCGGAGGAUACCCAUGCACCCACACAUCUACAGCAACGGCAUCAUAUGCUUAGAUCUGCUAGACAAGCAAGGGUGGAGUCCUGUGCAGAACGUCGAGUCGAUAUGCUUGAGUCUACAGAGCAUGCUAGACUCCAACACGAAGAAUGAGAGACCGCCCGGAGACGAUGACUUUGUCAGGCAGAAUCGCGCACGACCUCGAGACAUUCGCUUCUUAUAUCACGAUGCAACGGUCUAGGAGGCUCUCGACGCCUGGCAAGCUACGAACCCAACGACUUUGGACAUCCCGCUUGCGAGAGUCUUGCGCUCUGCACGAGAAUUGCUUGGUUGGAUGUUGCCCAUGCAGGCACGCUGAUGAUCACACCCGGCCCACUCCGAUGGCCGUAUCAUCACUUCAGGAUAUAACGAAUGACGACCAACUGGAUGUGAUCGCAAACUAGAAGAAAUGCGAAUUGGGAAGAAGGACCUAGCAUCACUCGCAGAGGAAGAGCGUGGUUACAAUACGGCGUUCAUUCUGUCCCGUGAUAGAGCGACUGGACAUUAUCAUUUGCAUUAUCGGGCGUUUCGAAGGGUUGAAUCAGCAAAGCGUGCACCUUUGUCAUAUAAACGGGUUUCAAAACGUGAACAUGCCAGUAUUUCGGCGCCGUAGACCUCGAAGCUGAAGGUGGACCUCGGUCCGCUGAUCGACGUCGCAUGGUCGACAAGCCGCAGC
Molecule: messenger RNA, 1185 nt
Organism: Cercospora beticola
Lineage: Eukaryota; Fungi; Ascomycota; Dothideomycetes; Mycosphaerellales; Mycosphaerellaceae
Product: ubiquitin-conjugating enzyme E2
Source: RefSeq, a predicted model, not a curated record